Molecule: messenger RNA, 432 nt
Organism: Clunio marinus
Lineage: Eukaryota; Metazoa; Arthropoda; Insecta; Diptera; Chironomidae
Source: the annotation of a GenBank genome assembly
AUGAAAGGUUUAACAAUUUUGUUGUUCGCAACUGUCAUUGCUUCUAGUGAUGCUGCUCAGAAGUGUGAAGAAGUUACAGAUCCGUGCGCUUCUGUUAGGGCAGAUGCAGCUCCCAUUUACGAGAAUGCAAAUAAUGUUUUCAAAGAGGUUGAUGACAGAUGUACACCACUUUUUGAAGCUGUAGAACCGAGACCAGCAUCGGAUGAACUCACCGCAGAACUCAGCCAAAUUUUAUUGCAAUGCUCACGUGAUAUGGAAGAUGACUAUAUAAAUGCCUUUACAGGCCUUGGAGAACUCUUGGGAAUAGACCCUCCUCAACUUUAUUUGCUUAUGUUUUUAAAUAAUGAAAGGGAAGGUUUGAGCGUUUGUCAUCAUCAUCAUCAUCAUCAUCAAGUCUCGGACGAGUUUCUCCUUAUGAGAGACUCCACAUGA